UUUAAACUCAACGCGAAAACUUGCUUAUAGCUAUAACAACACCCCGAACUAAAAUACUGACACACUGUCCGAUAAUAAUUUGGAAGCCGCAUUCCUUUGAUCAAGAAACUGUAGAGCAAAGCAUUCAUACUCGUGGGGAGGUAGAGAGGGUUCUAACUCGUCAGGUGCAUCCGUCGUGUGAUUGGCUGCUUUUUCUAGGUUGAUUUCAUAUCCUUCUCUAGCCAGGUGAUGGGAAACAUGUUUCAAGCUUCGGAGCAAAGCCUUCAGAUAGAAAGGAAAGAAGAGGUUCUUGAGUCUUCUCAAAAGUUUAUUUUUUAAUGCUCUUGCGUAUGAAUAAGAAUUAAACGCGUUUAAACUUCAAGAUUCUAUCUAAUUAAUAAAGAAUUUGUCUACAGGAAUACCUCUAAAAACUUAGUAUUUAUUUAUAUGUCUAAAAGAUCUUCAAUCUCAGAAUAAAUAGCAUAUUUAUUUCCAGAAUAAAUCAACUUUCUGAAGUAAUGUACAUAGUGAAGUAUCAUCCAAUUUGCCAGCUUUUAACAUCAUAUACACAGAAAAUGUGACAUUCUCUAACAGGAAUAUUUAAAUUGUCUUCAUGAAAUGUUUCUUGGCUGCAUGUAAAAUUCUUCUGCAAUGCUUCGCUGGCGAUUAAAUUCAAAUACCAAUGUAGCAGUUCACUAAUGAGAUACUGAAACUAGAUAUGCUAUAGAGCAGAGGUUUUGCUUUAUAUUCUUCAUCUUGAUAUUUUGGAUUUAUCGUCAUGUUGCAACUUCCUCCUCCACUGUUUGAGAGUAAUCAAGCUCCGUGCCCCCCAUGGUCGUCAAAUCGAAAUGUCGGCCUGGGAUGUGGGUCCACUGUCAUAAACGGUGUAGUUGGUGGUGGUGGAGGAUGUAUACGGCCAGAACGUUCUGCAAGAACUAAUGUACAAAAGCUCACUUGGAGGAACUCUUACUGGGUUAAAGGGUAUUCACAUUCAGAUGCAAAAAUUAGCAGCAUGACUAUUGCUGACGUAAGUCCAACUGUUGCUAUGAGACGAGUUAUCCUUUUGUAUGAAAAUCAACAGUACAGAGAAGCGGCAAAUUUUAUCAAUAGAUUACACAGAUCUAUUUUCAAAUCCAUUUUAGAAGAUCUACCAGUUGACAUGUUCGUCGAAGCUAUGCCUCAGAGUCUGCCUAUCCUCGAAGCUCUGUACGCAAAGGUUUUUCUCUCUGAUGGAUUAAAUUUUCCACUACGACUUUUAAGGCCAGAAAGUGUCAUUAUGCAGAUGGCAAAACUUUUCUCUCACCGUGAGAUAUUUGAAAGUCAAGAAAAUGUUCAAAAUCCAAUUGUCUUGUCGUGCAAAAAAUUAAUCAAGGUUAUAGUUCUCUCAGAGCCGCGAUUGAAGAAACAAAUGAUAAGCAGGAAAAGGGCUCUGGAAAAGGCUGUGGAAGGGUUAGGCCAACAUGGACUUGUUGGAACUUCAGACAAAACUCUUAUGAACUUGCACGAAGCAUUAAAAGUUGAAUUUGAACGCGCUAUUCACCAAUACAAGAUAGCAGUACAAAAAUUAGAUGAGCUGUGUCUUGCUCCAAGGCAACUCGUGACGCGAUCUUUAUCUUAUGGACCAGCUCCAACAAAAGCUAGCCACCAACGACAACUGAGUCUUCGUCAAGACGAAAUUCAAGAGAGGCUCAUAAAAAACAAAUCAUUGUUGAAUGUUAUUGAACCAACACUUACAGAUCAUUCUUUGAAACUAUUGUUGAAAAUACUCAGGAAAAGAGUUGAAAUAGAUAAAGACAUCAUUUUCCAGUUUACUCAGUUGAAGAAGGAGGUGAAAGAUGUUAGUCCAGAUGCUGUCGUUGCUGCUAUCCUUAUGAAAUAUUCGAAAGGUUGUUCGAAAGUGUUAGAGAUCAUGAAAGAACUGGGUGAUGAUGCCGAUGACGACACCAGUAGUAGUGACAUAUCUGGAUACCACAGUGAUUCUGAUUCUGCUAUUGCAAGUGGUAGCCUUCAGAGCCGAGGAUGUAGAAGAUACAAUCUCAUGUAUCGUUCAGUACGUGUGUGAGCAGUCGCAACAGCAGUGGAGGUAGUAGUCCUGACACUCGAUCUUGUGAAAGUAGUCGAUCGGCAAGAAACAAGCCAAAAGGUGACAUCCGAAAGGGACAUAAUA
Stegodyphus dumicola is the source of this 2146-nucleotide messenger RNA. RefSeq lists its product as uncharacterized. NCBI's taxonomy places the organism in Eukaryota, Metazoa, Arthropoda, Arachnida, Araneae, Eresidae. Gene Ontology annotation, cellular component: mitochondrial outer membrane. The record is from RefSeq and is a predicted model, not a curated record. Gene Ontology annotation, biological process: mitochondrial protein catabolic process; mitophagy by internal vacuole formation.